This is a messenger RNA of Ichthyophthirius multifiliis, 1136 nucleotides long. Its product is annotated as protein kinase domain protein. Gene Ontology annotation, molecular function: protein serine/threonine kinase activity; ATP binding. The transcript has 2 exons. The record is from RefSeq and is a predicted model, not a curated record. Gene Ontology annotation, biological process: protein phosphorylation. Lineage: Eukaryota; Ciliophora; Oligohymenophorea; Hymenostomatida.
AAAAUUCUGCUUAUAAUGAAGAAUUAGAUACUCAAAUUAAAAAAAAUUUAAACCAGAUAUCCCAAGAAUAAAGAAUAAGUCCACAUAAACCUAAAAUUCCUCAUAUCUUUAAAGAAAAGUAGUCAAAAGAUCAAGUAAAUUAAAAAGAUUUUGAAAAACUAGACAAUUUAGGAGAAGGUGCAUAUGGAGAUGUAAUUUUAGUUAAAAAGAUAUCAAAUAAUAAAAUAUUUGCAAUGAAAAUAAUAAAAAAAUCUAAAAUAAUGGAAUAAAGUUUAAACAGAAAAAUGCUAAUUGAACGAAAAGUAUUAUUAGAAAAUAAAAAUCCAUUUAUUGUUAAUUUAAAAUAUUCAUUUUAAACAGAAAAAAAGCUUUAUUUAGUAAUGGAAUAUUGUAAAGGAGGUGAAUUGUAUUCAUAUAUAGCAAAAUAUAAAAAAUUUCCUAUAGAAAUAGCAAAAUUUAUAUGCGCGGAAGUUAUUUUAGGACUAUAAUAUUUACAUGAGAAAAUGUAAAUUAUGUAUAGGGACUUAAAACCAGAAAAUAUACUUAUUACAGAAGACGGACAUCUUAAAAUUGCAGAUUUCGGUUUAGGUAAAAGUAUUAAAGAUGAAAACUAGGUGACUUUUUCAUUUCUUGGGACUCCAGAAUAUAUAGCUCCUGAGAUUAUUAAAUGUAAAUAAUCUUUUGAAAAAAACGGGUAUACAUUAAAAUGCGAUAUAUGGGCUUUUGGAAUUUUGCUUUAUGAAUUAAUUAAUGGGUAACCACCUUUUACUAAUCCUUAAAGAAACUGGAAUGUUAUUAUGAAACAAAUUUUGAAUAAUAAUCCUAUAUUUAAUUCAGAUUUUAAUGAUGAUAGUAUUGAUUUAAUUAAAAAAUGUCUUAAUACUGAACCCAAAUAAAGACCAAAUUGGACUGAAAUUAGAAUUCAUCCUUUUUUUUUGAAUAUAGAUUGGGAAGGUAUUUAUAUGUAAAAAUAUGAAAGUCCUCUUAGAUAAUUUAUUACGCAAAAAAAAGUAAAAUUAUAAAGACCUAAACCUAUUUUGGAAACUCCUAUAGAAGAUUAUAAUAUAAAUCUUCCGAAUAUUAAUGGAUUUACGUAUGAUCCGUAAACUCUUCCUAAUAAAAUUUCUAUUUUGUGA